This is a messenger RNA of Mytilus trossulus (common blue mussel), 1065 nucleotides long. RefSeq lists its product as uncharacterized. The record is from RefSeq and is a predicted model, not a curated record. Gene Ontology annotation, molecular function: nucleic acid binding. NCBI's taxonomy places the organism in Eukaryota, Metazoa, Mollusca, Bivalvia, Mytilida, Mytilidae. The coding region runs from base 1 to 1065 and encodes 354 amino acids. The transcript has a single exon.
AUGGAAGUUUGCAAAAUAUUGAAUGUAGAGCAAGAAUUUACACCUAGUAUGAUGCAUUACUGUUUGGGUCGCUGUGAACGUACACAUCGUGCCUUAGCGGAGCGUUUAACGCCUUAUGUUUUAGACAAUAAACAAUGGGAAGAAAUGCUUCCUGGAAUAGUAUUCUCAAUCAAUAGUUGUGUACAUUCAGGAUCAAAAUACUCUGCUUUUGAAAUAGUCUUCGGGAAAAGGCCAAAUUUUCCGUUAUCGCCUUCUUACAUAGUUGAUUUUAAAGACAUUCCGAAAGAUGUAAAAACCUAUAUUGAGAAUUUGGAUGCCCGUUUGAACAUUAUUCGAGAGCAUGUAAAUUUGAAUACCCUUGUUGCUCAACGGAAAAUGGUAGAGAUCGAAAAUAAAAAUGCACAUGAACUAGAUUUGACUGUAGGCGACAAUGUUUAUUUAUCCAGAGAGCCCGUUGGACAAGGCAGGAAAUUUCAGCAUAUUUAUGAUGGACCGUUUACUGUAACAUGUCUUCCGAGUGCACAUCUAGUUAUUUUAAGAGAUCCAAUAGGAAAGAGAAAUUUUCGCCGUCCCGUGCACAUCAAUAGAUUAAAGCUUGCACAUAUACGAGUGCCCUUACCAGCACCUUAUUUUAACCUACAAACCGAUGAAAGUGAAAAUUCUAGCAGUAAGUCGGAUAAUAGUUCUAGCUCCGUUGACAGAGACACCUCGGAGAAUUCUAAGUCUAUUUCUACAAAUGUUACGACAGAAAGUGACGCCCCGGAUACAGAUGUGGUUUCUCAACAUGAUACUACAAAUUUAAAUAGACCAAGAAGGAAUAUUCAGAAGCCUGUGCGGUACCGUGAUGAUAACUAUAUAGACCCCGAUAAAAUAGUGGAUUCAUGCGAAAACAAUCAAUUGAAAGUAAAACGUAUUCUUGCCAAGCGAAAAGACGGUGCAAAUUUCGUUUACUUGAUUCAGAAAGUAGGAGAACCAGCACAGAAUGCAAUAUGGCUCCCUUUAUCAAAAUUACCACCCAAAGCACAAACCUUGCUACUUUCAAGACCACCGCCUUUGAUGCAGUAG